This is a messenger RNA of Diorhabda sublineata, 1675 nucleotides long. It is a transcript of the gene mAChR-C, whose product is annotated as 5-hydroxytryptamine receptor 1A-like. Lineage: Eukaryota; Metazoa; Arthropoda; Insecta; Coleoptera; Chrysomelidae. The transcript has 2 exons. Gene Ontology annotation, cellular component: membrane; dendrite. The record is from RefSeq and is a predicted model, not a curated record. Gene Ontology annotation, biological process: chemical synaptic transmission; G protein-coupled receptor signaling pathway, coupled to cyclic nucleotide second messenger. Bases 184 to 1230 code for a protein of 348 amino acids. Gene Ontology annotation, molecular function: G protein-coupled serotonin receptor activity; neurotransmitter receptor activity.
ACAGUCGAUAGUAAACGUCACAGAGCAACAAUCACAAUGAUUUUUUUACAUUUUAAUAAACAAACAAACGACACGGAGAUAUUCGUUUUUAUAUAAAAGUGAGGAGUGUUAAAUAAAUUGUUUAUAUAAAUAUAUAUAUAUAUAUUUUUUUGAAUAACAGAAGGAAAUGAAAAGUGUUUGGUGAUGGUGGCAUGUGAAUUUUGCGGUACCACGUUGUGGAUGGUGACCAGUAUCGGGACGACGUUUCUGACAAUAUUAGGAAACACCUUGACCUUGUGUACGAUUUUGAUGAGUAAAAAGUUAUCUUCUUUAACGGCUAAUUAUUUUAUAUUCAGUUUGGCGGUGAGUGAUCUCAUGGUGGGUGUUUCUAUACCGUAUCAUAUGUUAUUUUAUACUAAAAGUGAUUUUGGUGCCGUGAAAAUCCGGUGUCUACUUAGAUUCGUGCUGACGUCUUUCGCUUGCUCCAGCUCCAUAUGCAACUUGUUGUUCAUCGCCAUGGACAGAUAUUUGGCCAUUGUUUAUCCGCUGCAUUACGCUAGAUUUAUGGUGAAAAAAACCGCUUACGCCCUUAUAGCCGUCGGUUGGGUUGGGGCGUUUUCGGCUGCUUUCGUCCCGCUUAUUUGGAACGAAUGGACCGAGGGGGUUACUUGUGAGGUUGUUAACGUUUUCCCUCAUAAUUACAUGCAAUUUAUAUUACUGCCAAUGUUUUCGUUAAUUUGGACGACUAUGUUUCUCCUAUAUACGAGGAUUUGUCAGGAAGCUUCGGGACAACAGAAGAAAAUUAGAGUUAACGGAUUAAAGCAUCAUUCGAAAUCGUUUCAGGUGACACUGAUAAUACUUGGUUGCUUCACCAUAUGUUGGUUGCCUUAUUUUGUGAUAGUAGUAUACAUUAGAUCAACAAAAAGUUCCGAAUCCGCUACACUAUACGAGGUAUUCUUCAAUCUGGCAAUGGCCAAUUCCUGCAUGAAUCCCCUGAUCUAUGCUUGGAAAAAUAAGAAUUUCCGGAAAGGAUUUUUCAGUUUAUUAAAAUGUCGACAUCCCGAUAAGACAACGGAUUUCGUAACAAAUCACGUGCCCAGCAAGAGAAAUUCAGCUAACGCAGUUUGGAACAUUCAAUGCCACAGAGAAGAAUUGACAACUGGUACAGAAAUGUCUAAUUAUGAUGAAAAAGGUGACAACGUUGUAGUUCAAGGUUCAGAAGAGAACGAGUUAAGAAGAGAAACUAUAUAAUAAGAGAUUUCAAAUCGUAUUUAUGAUAGUUUAUUUACUUUUAUAGUUAUCGUAAUUAUAUUUGAACAAUUAUUUGUGAUUUAUAUCAUAUUGAUUAAAAUUAAAACUGAUUUUAUGAUAAAUUUCCAUGGUAAGUACCGAACCCUUUAGAACGUACAAUAAACGAUGAACAAAUAAGUCAAUCACAUUUCGAAAGGAAAAUUUUAUUAAAUCCCCAACUCCAAACAACUUUUAACUGACCUUAAGUAAGGUAAUAACACUCCUUUACUUAUUAGGUCACUAAUGGUUCUUUUAAAUAAUUCCAGUCCCAGUCAGUAAACUGACCGCAGAAUUUAUCGAAAAGAAAAUGGUACUGAAAAUAAUUUUACUGUAUCUUAUUUAAAAAUUAAAACGUUGGGCCCAAAGCAGUAGGAUUCAAAUGAUUACCGAUACUGAGGAUAAUCUC